Messenger RNA from Caenorhabditis angaria, 1124 nucleotides. The record is from the annotation of a GenBank genome assembly. Lineage: Eukaryota; Metazoa; Nematoda; Chromadorea; Rhabditida; Rhabditidae.
AUGCGGGAAUUCAAAGUGGUGGUAUUAGGCAGUGGCGGUGUCGGAAAAUCUGCGCUAACUGUUCAAUUUGUUAGCAGCACAUUUAUUGAGAAAUAUGAUCCAACAAUCGAAGAUUUUUAUCGAAAAGAAAUUGAGGUUGAUGGGCAACCAUCAGUUCUUGAAAUUCUGGAUACAGCUGGAACUGAACAAUUUUCAUCGAUGAGAGAUUUGUAUAUUAAAAAUGGACAGGGAUUUGUGGUGGUUUAUUCGAUUACAAGUCAACAAACUUUUCAUGAUAUUCGAAAUAUGAAAGAGCAAAUUGUUCGAGUUAAAGGAACUGAAAAUGUGCCCAUUCUUCUUGUUGGAAAUAAAUGCGAUUUAUCACAUCAAAGGCAGGUUAGGACGGAAGAAGGAUUAGCAUUGGGUGAGUGAUUUUUUUUCGUUUUUGAAGGGGAAAAUAUAAAAAAGACCUUUUUGGAAAAUUGAAAUAAGUACUAAAAAGAGGAAUUUAUUUGUUCAGAUGAAUGGGAAAAAAGUUUAUGAGAUUUUUAUUAGGCAAAUAUACAGCUGGAUAUUUAUAUUAUGAGAAAAACAUUUUUUGAAUGCAAAAAUAAGGAAAAACCUACUUUUUUAAUUUAAAAAAAUCAUUAAAAAAAGUUUUUUCGGGCGUGAAUUCAAAUGAUUAUCCCGCCCAAGUAAAAAUUUUGAUUUGGGCGCGAAUUCAGAUUAUUUUCAAAAAUUUGGAUCCUGGAGAAAUUGAACUUAAGAUAAAAAAUGUAGAAAAUACAUUUUUCCUGAAAUUUCGCAAUCGAAUUUUUUGUUUUAAAAAUUAGAAAGAAAAAGUUAUUUUUCUUACAAAAUUUAGAUUGAGAAAUCUGAAGCCUGAUUAUUAUUUGAAAUAAAUAUAAAUUUGAAAUUUUUCUCAAAAGUUUCCCAAACAAUUCGAGUCUUCUUCACUUCCAAAAAUUAAAAAAAAAUGUCUUAAACUUCAAUAAAUUUCAGCCGAAAGUUGGUCAUGCCCUUUCACCGAAUGUUCCGCCAAAAACAAUCAAAAUGUAAACGUGACAUUCGCCGAAAUUGUUCGUGAAAUGAAUUAUGUACAAAAUCGCUCGCGACAAAGUAAAUCAUGUUGCUCAAUUCAAUAA